CAAUGGUGGUCCAGCUGAUGAAGGAAAGGGCCGGGAAGAUCACGACAGCACAGAAACAACAUCUGAAAACAUGGAGGGCGAAGAGAAAGGACAGACCAAUGAGGUACCUGAUGGGACUGGGGAGGAAAAGGACCAGAAUACGGAACAAACUGAUGGGGUGAAGGAAACUACAGACCACCCAGAGGAAAAUCACAACCAAGAAGACGAGAAGAUAACAAAUAGCGGGGAUGGUUCUGGCGUUGAAGAAAGUACAGAAGAUGCUACUGCACAGGACCAAGAGACAAAGGUAGAGAGCCAGCAUGACACAUCCGACAACAAGGAUGAACAGCCAGGUGAGGACCAGGAAAGUGGAGUAAAUGAAGCUCCGGGGAAUGUGGAGUCAGAGAAUGAAAGCGAAGAAAAGAACGAAAACAGCGAUGAGAAGGUAACGAAUGAGCCCGAUGCACAAAACAUUGGAGGUGGUGCAAAUGAGGAACAUGAGGGUGGGGGAACUACAGAAGAGAAAAAAGGUGAAGCAGAAGAAGAAAGCGAGGAAAAGAACAUAAGCAAUCAAGAACCAGGAACUGGUGGCGAUACUGUAGAAAGCACUGAAGUCGAAAAGGCAGGGAGUGUACAAGAAGAACAGGAAAAUGGGGCGGCUGAAGAGGAGGAAAAUGAUCAUGAAGCCAGCGAGGAAAAGGUUGAAAACAGCGAAGAUGCAGUGACAGGUGGUGAAGUGCUGGAAAACACUGAAGAGGAACAGACAGCUACAAAAAGCGGAGAACAGGAAAAUGCAGGGACUGAAGAUGACGAAAAAUUAGAACACGAGAGCAAACGAGAGGAAAAGAACGAAAACAGUGAAGAAACGUUAGAGGCAGAUGGGACAGAACAAGAACAGCAAAGUAUAGUUGCAGAAGAGGAGGAAGAAGACAAAACAGAUAAUGACGGAGAGAAAGAAAACAAUAAAGAUACGAGUGACGACGUGGCUGAAGGUAACGAAGUGCAAAGUGCAGUCACUGAAGAUGGAGGAAAGGAGGAACAUGAGAAAGAAACCGAGGAAAAGAAUGAGAGCAGUGAAGAUGCCAUAACAAGUGUCGAAACAACAGAAAAUCCUCAAGAGGAAGUGGAGAAAGAAAGCGAGGACAAGAACGACGACAGUGGUGAUGCCAUAGCAACUGACGAGGUGGAAGAUAAUACUGAAGAGGAACAGGCAGAUGGACCAAAAGAGGACCAAAAGGAUAUGCUGACGGAAGAUGGGAUAGCGGAGGCAGAGAGAGAAAGCGAGGAAAAGAACGAAAACAGUGGUGAUGCCAUAGCAACUCAAGAGGCGGAAGAAAAUACUGAACAGGACAAGGCUGAUGGUACACAUGAAGAACAAGAGAAUAUGGUGACGGAAGAUGGAAUAUCGGAAGCAGAGAAAGAAAGUGAAGAAAAUAACGAAAAGAGCGAUGAAGCUGUAGCGACUGGCAAGGUGGUAGAAAAUACUGAAGAGGAAAAGACAGAUGAAACAAAUGAGAAUAUGGUGACGGAAGAUGGCAUGGCGGAAGCAGAGAAAGAAAGUGAAGAAAAUAACGAAAAGAGUGAUGAAGACGUAGCGACUGGCGAGGCGGCAGAAAAUGCUGAAGGGGAAAAGACAGAUGGUACGACUGAGCAAGAGACCGAAACGCAUAAAGAUGAAGGAAAGGUUGAACACGAGACAGACGGUGAAGAAAAAGAUGAAAGCAGCGAACUAAUAGGAGGAAAUAGUAAAGCAGUUGAGGAAGAAGGCCUAACUCAGUCAGUAGACAAAGAUGAUGAAACAGAAGACGGAAAGGAUGGUGAAGAAAAGCGAGACAUUGUCGUUGAAGGACUGACAUUGGAUCCUGAUGAGUCUGUCCAGCAGAAAAAUGAAGAGGAACUACAUGAUGUAGACAGAGAGGCAGCACUCGAGAAGAACAGUGCAGAAGAGGUUGAACUUGAGAAAGAGAAGACGCAAGAGACACAGCAGAAGCACGAUGAAGAUAUGCGUGAGUCCACUGAACAGGAGAAGGGCACAAAACAGGAGAAGUCAGAGGAAACACAACAAAUGGAAGACGAGGGAGCAAAGGAAACAGAACUGCCAGAAAAGGAAACCGUGCAAACUGUUAACGAAAUCGCCGAAGAAGGAAUGGGGAAUGCUACAGCACAAGACAAAGAUCAGCACAAAAUUUCGGCUAAAACAGAGAGUAACAAAGAGGAUGACAUGCACGAAAACGCCACUGAAAAUGAAGAAUCUGUAUUCAAAUGGGACCGAGACAGGUCCAAAGUAGAGGAUGAACACAAGGGACGUCCGGAUAUCAUGUUGGACGGUAUGGCUAGUUUACUAGCACGUCGCGCUAUCUUAGAAACCAGAUAUGUUGAGAAUGACGUUGACCUGGAAAAUACAGAGAGGAAGGAAGGUGAACUUGAAAUCAACAAACGUACCACUAAAACGUACAGCAUACUUGAUUUGAAGAGGGCUUUGGAGAAGAAGUUGAAGCAAAGGGAGCAAUUGAAGACUGCAAAAGCGAAGCUGAAUAUGGAGCUAAACAUGCUGCGAGCUACUUUAUAUGACAAAGAUAAAGUAAUCAAAGAGAAGCAAAGGAUGUUAGAAUUAAAACAGCUUCGCAGCACCAAAGCACCCACUUUUGAGAGCGUUGAUUCCGAAACCGAUCUUGCGUUCUCCCUAAAGUCUGUGGACCCCCUCUUUCCAAAAAUGAACCAAGUCCAGACUUUAAAGAUGGAGCUAGAAGACAUAGGUUUAGAGCAGUCUUUUCUACGCCAGCAAGCCGAAUCCUCCGAUUCAAACAAUCAGUCGAAACAGCGGGAAGUUGAGUCCCUCCAAGCUGCUGUAGAGGCCCUGCAAGCUGAGGUCACGGCUAAGGAGCAGAAAGCUGAGGAAAUGCAGGCUCUGAUAAGUGAGCAUCAGAGGAAGACUCGUGAAUUGGAAGACCGGAGGAAGACUGGCUUUGCACAGAGGGAUGACAGUGGCCCGGAUAGCGCAGGGAACACCUCCAAGUCUCCAGUUAAACUUAAAGAAGCUAGGGGGAUGAAGGAUGAUGAGCAAAAGAUAAAAGAGCAAAAGCAAACAGAUGACAAAGAGGAGAAGGGAGAAGAUGAAAGGGUAGAUGAGGGGGAAAUCAACCUUGAGCCAAGAGUGUUCUCAGCCGGCAGAAAGCGGCAGCUGCCGCCGUUAAAGACAAAACCCAGAGUUCGCUACUUAGGGAAGUUACCGGCUUGUCAGGGAUGGGAGACGUAA
Branchiostoma belcheri (Belcher's lancelet) is the source of this 3235-nucleotide messenger RNA. RefSeq lists its product as uncharacterized. NCBI's taxonomy places the organism in Eukaryota, Metazoa, Chordata, Leptocardii, Amphioxiformes, Branchiostomatidae. The record is from RefSeq and is a predicted model, not a curated record. The coding region runs from base 71 to 3235 and encodes 1054 amino acids. The transcript has a single exon.